UCACAUACCUCUCCCAGCUCAAAUUCCAUCGCUCACUCUCGCUUCCUCACUACUCUCUCUUUCCGCUGGUCUCCAAAUCAACCUAGUGAGCACUAGUAGUAGUAACUGUGUAUUGCAUCCUCCCGAUAUUUUCUUCUGAUCAAUUCUGUGAUCGGCGUCGGAAAAAAUGGCGGCUUCGUCAUACUCCGCGACUCCAACGGCUAUGAGAGCAGAAACAUUGACUCGUUGCUGCUAUUCAACGACUUCGAGAUUAAUCGGUUUCAGUUCGUUACACACGGGUUCGAAACUGCUUUUCACGACAAGUUCGGAUUCCCGGAGAGCCAAGCGAUCUCUUUACAUCAAGAGCGCCUCCAGCGUCCCCGAGCAAGCACUGCAGGAUACCUCCACUCGCCUUGACGAAGGAGCUUCAGGUGAUCUAGUUUCCUUUACGCCUGAUGCGGCAUCAAUUGCCUCAAGUAUCAAGUACCAUGCCGAGUUCACACCGGCAUUUUCUCCUGAGAAAUUUGAGCUCCCUAAGGCUUUCUUUGCCACAGCACAAAGUGUUCGUGACGCGCUCAUCAUAAAUUGGAAUGCAACAUAUGAUUAUUAUGAAAAGAAAAACGUAAAGCAGGCAUACUAUCUUUCUAUGGAAUUUCUACAGGGUAGAGCACUUCUUAACGCAGUUGGCAAUUUGGAACUCACUGGUGCAUAUGGAGAAGCAUUGAAGAAGCUUGGUCACGAUCUAGAAAAUGUGGCUUCACAGGAACCUGAUGCAGCUCUUGGAAAUGGGGGCUUGGGCCGCCUAGCUUCAUGUUUUCUAGAUUCCUUGGCAACACUGGAUUAUCCAGCUUGGGGUUAUGGACUUAGAUACAAGUAUGGCUUGUUUAAACAGCGCAUAACAAAAGAUGGUCAGGAGGAGGUUGCUGAAGAUUGGCUUGAAAUGGGAAAUCCUUGGGAAAUCGUGAGAAAUGAUGUCUUAUACCCUGUGAAAUUUUAUGGUAAAGUUGUCACCGCUUCAGAUGGAAAGCGGCACUGGAUUGGUGGAGAAGACAUACAAGCAGUAGCAUGUGAUGUGCCAAUUCCAGGAUAUAAGACCAAAACCACAAUAAAUUUACGAUUAUGGUCUACGAAGGUGGCAUCAGAACUCCUAGAUUUACAUGCAUUCAAUUCUGGAGAGCACACUGCAGCAUGUGAAGCCCAAUCAAAUGCCGAAAAGAUCUGUUAUAUUCUCUACCCAGGGGAUGAAUCAGCAGAGGGGAAGAUCCUUCGCUUAAAACAACAAUAUACCUUAUGCUCAGCUUCUCUUCAAGAUAUAGUUGCACAAUUUGAGAGGAGAUCACAGGGGCAAGUGAAAUGGGAUGAAUUUCCUGAAAAAGUUGCAGUGCAGAUGAAUGACACCCACCCAACACUCUGUAUACCGGAGCUGAUGAGGAUAUUGAUAGACUUGAAGGGUAUGAGUUGGAAGGAAGCUUGGAAUAUUACCCAGAGAACUGUGGCAUACACAAACCACACUGUUUUGCCUGAGGCACUAGAGAAAUGGAGUUAUGAACUAAUGCAGAAACUGCUUCCUCGGCAUGUAGAGAUUAUAGAGAUGAUUGAUGAACAGCUGGUUGAUGACAUUUUAUCAAAAUAUGGCACAUCAAAUCCUGAAAUCUUGGUGAAAAAAUUGAACACGAUGAGAAUUCUUGAAAAUAUUGAUUUGCCAGCCUCUGUGACUGAUUUACUUGUUAAACUUCAAGAAAACAAAGCUGAUGAUUCUAGUGAAAGCCUUGAAGUUGAUGAUUCUAGUGAAAGCCUUGAAGCUGAUGAUUCUAGUGAAAACCUUGAAGCUGAUGAUUCUAGUGAAAGCCUUCCAGUUCAUGAUGAGGCUGCACUUGUGGAUGAAGAUAAUGAGGAUGAAGAAGAGGAAGAUAUUGAGAAGAAGAAAGAUGCUAUCACUGAACCGUCUCCUCCGCCUCCUCCGCCUCCCAAAAUGGUCCGAAUGGCUAACCUUUGUGUUGUGGGCGGUCAUGCUGUUAAUGGAGUUGCUGAGAUUCAUAGUGAAAUAGUGAAGGAGGAGGUAUUCAAUGACUUUUAUGAGCUCUGGCCCGAGAAAUUUCAAAACAAAACAAAUGGUGUGACUCCAAGAAGAUGGAUCCGAUUUUGCAACCCAAAUCUCAGUGAUAUUAUAACCAAAUGGAUUGGUACUGAAGACUGGGUCUUGAAAACUGAGAAAUUGGCAGAAUUGCGUAAGUUUGUAGAUAUUGAAGACCUUCAAAUUGAAUGGAGAAGAGCAAAAAGAAGCAACAAGACUAAGGUUGCUUCUUUCAUCAAAGAAAAAACAGGGUAUUCUGUUAAUGCUGAUGCAAUGUUUGAUAUUCAGGUAAAGCGUAUUCACGAAUACAAGCGACAACUGUUGAAUAUAUUGGGGAUUGUUUAUCGUUAUAAGAAGAUGAAAGAAAUGACUGCAGUGGAAAGACAAGCAAAUUAUGUUCCUCGAGUUUGUAUAUUUGGAGGGAAAGCAUUUGCCACAUACGUCCAAGCCAAGAGGAUUGUGAAAUUUAUCACCGAUGUUGGGGCUACAAUCAAUCAUGACCCAGAAAUUGGUGAUUUAUUGAAGGUCGUAUUUAUUCCAGAUUACAAUGUUAGUGUUGCUGAAUUGCUGAUCCCGGCAAGCGAGCUUUCACAACAUAUCAGUACUGCUGGAAUGGAAGCCAGUGGAACUAGCAACAUGAAGUUUGCAAUGAAUGGUUGCGUAUUAAUUGGAACACUGGAUGGAGCUAAUGUUGAAAUAAGAGAGGAGGUUGGAGAGGAUAACUUUUUCCUCUUUGGGGCCAAAGCUCAUGAGGUAGCAGCCCUUAGAAAAGAAAGAGCUGAAGGCAAGUUUGUACCAGAUAAACGUUUUGGAGAAGUCAAGGAAUUUGUAAGAAGUGGUGCUUUUGGGUCUUACAACUAUGAUGAGCUACUAGGAUCUUUGGAAGGCAAUGAAGGCUUUGGUCGUGCUGACUAUUUCCUUGUGGGGAAGGAUUUCCCAAGUUACAUUGAAUGUCAAGAGAAGGUUGAUGAAGCAUAUCGAGAUCAAAAGAGGUGGACAAGAAUGUCUAUCUUGAAUACAGCAGGCUCUUACAAGUUCAGCAGUGACCGAACAAUACACGAGUAUGCGAGGGACAUAUGGAACGUUCAACAUCUUGAGAUACCGUAAAGAAAACAUGGAAACAGUGGGUAAUAUAUAUGCACAAGUUGAAGAAAUGUGAUGCUACUUUGUAAUAAAAUAGGAUCAUCUACCACACCCUUGCAUUUUCAUGUUUCCCUAAUCCUCUUUUCCUGCUGGACCUCCAUGAGGUAACUUCAGUGAAAGUUUUAAUUCCUUUCUUUUUAUGGCCUGCAGUUGGUACAAUUAUCGCUUUUGCCUGUAAAUAUUCUGCUACGGUGAUGUAAAUAUGUAUUGAAUAAAGUACUGAAUAACAUCAAACAACAACAUCUUGACGAGUACUGAA
This is a messenger RNA of Coffea eugenioides, 3455 nucleotides long. RefSeq names its product alpha-1,4 glucan phosphorylase L-1 isozyme, chloroplastic/amyloplastic. Gene Ontology annotation, cellular component: cytoplasm. The transcript is spliced from 16 exons. The record is from RefSeq and is a predicted model, not a curated record. Gene Ontology annotation, molecular function: glycogen phosphorylase activity; pyridoxal phosphate binding. Gene Ontology annotation, biological process: glycogen catabolic process. Lineage: Eukaryota; Viridiplantae; Streptophyta; Magnoliopsida; Gentianales; Rubiaceae. The coding region runs from base 167 to 3160 and encodes 997 amino acids.